Messenger RNA from Symphalangus syndactylus (siamang), 978 nucleotides. It is a transcript of the gene ALOX5AP, whose product is annotated as arachidonate 5-lipoxygenase activating protein. Gene Ontology annotation, molecular function: enzyme activator activity; leukotriene-C4 synthase activity; glutathione transferase activity. Gene Ontology annotation, biological process: leukotriene biosynthetic process. The record is from RefSeq and is a predicted model, not a curated record. NCBI's taxonomy places the organism in Eukaryota, Metazoa, Chordata, Mammalia, Primates, Hylobatidae. Gene Ontology annotation, cellular component: endoplasmic reticulum; nuclear envelope; membrane.
AUGCUCACAUUUAAUCGCAAUGCUCCCUGGCAUACACAGAAGACUCUGAAAACUUCUGAAUUUGGGAAAUCCUUUGGCACCUUGGGGCACAUUGGGAACAUAAGCCAUCAGUGCUGGGGUGUGGCAGGUUGUGGAGCCAGAGCCAGAGCAGUCCUCUCUGGAGAGCCUGAAGCAAACAUGGAUCAAGAAACUGUAGGCAAUGUUGUCCUGUUGGUCAUUGUCACCCUCAUCAGCGUGGUCCAGAACGGAUUCUUUGCCCAUAAAGUGGAGCACGAAAGCAGGACCCAGAAUGGGAGAAGCUUCCAGAGGACGGGAACACUUGCCUUUGAGCGGGUCUACACUGCCAACCAGAACUGUGUAGAUGCGUACCCCACUUUCCUCGUUGUGCUCUGGUCUGCGGGGCUACUUUGCAGCCAAGUUCCUGCUGCCUUUGCUGGACUGAUGUACUUAUUUGUGAGGCAAAAGUACUUUGUCGGUUACCUAGGAGAGAGAACGCAGAGCACCCCUGGCUACAUAUUUGGGAAACGCAUCAUACUCUUCCUGUUCCUCAUGUCCGUUGCUGGCAUAUUCAACUAUUACCUCAUCUUCUUUUUCGGAAGUGACUUUGAAAACUACAUAAAGACAAUCACCACCACCAUCUCCCCUCUACUUCUCAUUCCUUAACCCUCUGCUGAAUAUGGGGUUGGUGUUCUCAUCUAAUCAAUACCUACAAGUCAUCAUAAUUCAACUCUUGAAAGGAUUCUGCUCUUUUUUAGAUGGCUGUAAAUCUAUUGGCCAUCUGGGCUUCACAGCUUGAGUUAACCUUGCUUUUCCGGGAACAAAAUGAUUUCAUGUCAGCUCCACCCCUUGAACAUGACCGUGGCCCCAAAUUUGCUACUCCCAUGCAUUUUGUUUGUUUCUUCACUUAUCCUGUUCUCUGAAGAUGUUUUGUGACCAGGUUUGUGUUUUCUUAAAAUAAAAUGCAGAGACAUAUUUUAA